This is a messenger RNA of Funneliformis mosseae, 726 nucleotides long. Lineage: Eukaryota; Fungi; Glomeromycota; Glomeromycetes; Glomerales; Glomeraceae. The record is from the annotation of a GenBank genome assembly.
GGGGUAGCAUUAUUGACCAAUGUAAAUGAGGAUCAAAUUACGAAAAUCGUUGUACAAAAAGAUGGUUACGUUAAACAAAGUGCCAUCUGUAAGGAUCAAACGUUAUCGUUACCAAAUGAUUUAGCGUAUACUUACAAAACUAAUCGAAUAUAUAUCUCGGGACAAAAUAUUACCGCGAAUACCGUCAUUGGUGAUGGGGGUUUAUGGGUUUGUGAUGGUAAAAGUGGUAAAUUGAUUGAGCACCUACCAUUUGGACGAACGAAUGGUAUAGAAGUGUCACCUGAUGAAAGCAACUUAUAUAUUUCGGAAACUUUAAAUAAAGAUUCCAAAGUGGUGUCCAAUAAGAUUUGGAAAUUUGACAUUGAUAAACGUACGGGAAAAGUAUCUAAUCAAGUACUUUUCGUGGAUUUUGAAAAAUUAGAUGGUACUCAAGCGAUUGAUAUUGAUGGCAUGAGGACCGACAUUGAUGGGAAUUUGUAUGUCACAAGACAUGAUGGAAGUCACGUCACCGUGCUUUGCCCUCUAGGAAAAAUUUUAUCCAAGAUUAAUUUAACCUCUAUUCAAAAACCUACCAAUUUGGAUUUUGGUGGUAAAGAUGGUAAAACUUUAUUCAUCGUUGGUGCUUGUAAAGAUAAUGGUACGAAAGGUUGUGUAGAAACCAUUCAAAAUGAUAUACCUGGCAGAGCGUUUACCGCUUUAAAAUCUCUAAAUGGGAAAUUUAAUUAA